AUGGAAAUCAUUGAAUUGAAAGAGGAAGAAGCUUAUCGUAUAUCAGACCCAACUGAUAUCGUCUAAGUGACCCUGAUAGAAGGAGCUGUUGAAAUCUUUGGUUAAGAAUUAUUGAUGGUAGAAUUUAUAAAUUAAAAUGAUUAGAAAAAAUUAUAUGAAUUCCCUCCACAUAAACCAUUUUCUUUAUUCUGUUGGGUUCCAUCAAAAUUAAAGAUUAAAUAUAAGACUAAAGAGGAUUAGCCAGGAUAUAUCUUUAAUGAAGAAGAAUUAAAUUAUCAUAAAAUGAUGCAUGAUUUUCUUAAAAUAAACCAUGUUUUAGAAUGUAAAAUAGUCAUUUUAUUUUAAGCUUAAAGACAAAUGUCUUUUAAGUUAACUGAUAAAAUUGGUCCAAGAUUGUUAGUCUUAGGUAGUCAUUCUUGUGGGAAAAGUAAUAAUUAAGAUUUAUUAUAGAUACUUUAUGCAAGACUCUCAUCAAUUAUAGUUUAGUUUAUGGUUGGAAACCAAUCUAUGUAGAUAUUGAUCCAGAUAAUCAAUAAAGUGAAUAUCCUCAUUCGAUAAGAGCUGAAGUUCAAACAUGUGUAAAAGAAUAAAUGUAGAAAAACAGAGUUACCUAUUAUUUUGGAUAUUAAUGUACAUGAAUAUUUAAGAAUGAAAAGAUAAGGAUAUCGUAAGAGAUAUUUCAAAAAGAAUGUUAUUUGAUAGAUUAACAGAGGAAUUAAGUGUGUAAGUAGAUAGAAAAUUGCAGGCAGAUCUUGAAAGAGCAAAGGAAUAAAAAGUUUAAAUGUUGAAUUAAUUGGGAAAAGUUAAAGAUUGUAUUAUUCAUAAAUAUUCUAAUAGAGAAAUUAUGUGAAUUAAUUUAUAUGAAAUCUUAAGAAGAUAAAGAUGAAAAGGAAAUUUAUGCAAGUGGGAUUUUUGUAAAUUGUCCAAAUUUCUUAGGCUUGCAUAAUUAAAUAAUAGAGUAGAUUAAAUUUUUAAUUGAAAAAUUAAAAAUUACUAUGGUUAUAGUAAUAGAUAAACCAGAUAUUUACAGAGAUCUUGAUAAAAUGUAAGAUAUCAUUGUUUACAAAAUGGAAAAAUUAAAAGGAGUUGUUGAUUCCUAUAAUCUUAAAGAAUUAGAAUCAUUAAAUUAUACUUCUUUCUAGAGUAGUCAAUCUAUACCUGAGAAUUAAUUAGAACUAUAUUAAAUGUAAGUGAGAGAAGAUAAAUAAAUAAUGUUUGAGAAAACAAAAUCUACUAAUAUAGUUAAACUAACGAUUGCAGUUCUUCAUCUCAAAAAAACAUAGCUCGAAGAAUCUAAUUCUGAAUUAAAUUCAAAAUUAAUUUUAUAAGCUCCAUUAGCAUUCUUAGCAUAUGUUGAUAACUUUGAUAAAGACAAAGGUUAUUUAAUUUAAAUACCAAAUGACAAUUGCCGUCAAACAUUAUAAAAUAACGUUUGUAUUAUAGGAAGAUGA
This is a messenger RNA of Paramecium pentaurelia, 1451 nucleotides long. The record is from the annotation of a GenBank genome assembly. Lineage: Eukaryota; Ciliophora; Oligohymenophorea; Peniculida; Parameciidae.